Messenger RNA from Zasmidium cellare ATCC 36951, 1317 nucleotides. RefSeq lists its product as uncharacterized. The record is from RefSeq and is a predicted model, not a curated record. The coding region runs from base 1 to 1317 and encodes 438 amino acids. The transcript has a single exon. Lineage: Eukaryota; Fungi; Ascomycota; Dothideomycetes; Mycosphaerellales; Mycosphaerellaceae.
AUGUCUUCGAAACUGGAAAAGAUUCUCACGGUCACCAACAACCAAGACAGACAGCUCCAAACCCGACUGUCCCAGAAAUUCGAUGCUCCCAGCCUACGAGUCCUACGAUCAACAUCUCGAACCCUCGCAAACUUCGUCCAUAAAUAUGGCCGACCUGCCUUUCUCGACAUAUACAUCCACGCACCAGUGCGUGAGAACGACACCAUGCGAGGAAUCGACAACGUAGGCCCCUUCUGCAAGCACUUAACAAUCACCAUCGCUCAGCCAAAACAACCCACCACCAAUCCACCAACGCCCAACCCCUCAGUCCAAAGCCCCAACAAGAAAUCCAAACUCCGCACCAACGCCCUCCGCCGCAUCAGCAUCGUAAAAAAACUCUGGUCCUCAACCAGCAGCCUCAUGACAAUCCCAGACUCUUCCUCCACCUCCGCCACACCAAUCCCCGCAACCCCCCUCCAACACCCCGACGCCUUCGCAAUGGACCUCCGCCUCUGGACCUCCACCCUCACCCACUUCCCCAACCUAACACACCUCACCCUACGCAGCCCCACCGCCGACCCAACCUGGCCCGGCCGCCAACUCCCCGAACAAACCCUCCUCCUGCUCCGCCUCAGCCUCGAAAAAUCCCACCCAAAACACCUGCACACCCUGACCCUCUCCCCCCUGCACGCCCUAGGCCUCCUCCACCUCCGCAGCACCUCCUUCGGGUCCUUCCACAACCUCCCGCCUCCUCCUCACCCCAACAACAAGAACAACAACAUCUGGCGCAACCUCACAACCCUCACCCUCCACCUCACCAACCCCGUCCCGGCUCUCGACCCCCCAAAAUCCUCCAUGUUCCUCGCGAUCCUCCACGACUACCUCCGCUUCUUCUCCCCGACCCUCCGCCACCUCACGUUCCUCUGGUUGGGACCCUCGCCGGGUCCGAAUCCCCUCGCCCUGCUGGAGACGUCCUCCCGUCCGAGGAUUCUCUGGCCGAGGUUGGAAUCUUUCUGGUUUGGGAAUGUUACGCAUCCGAAUAAAGUCACGGCGAUGCUAAGGGAUGUCGCGCCGAGGUGUGCUGUUGUCAAAACUUUGAGGAGUGGGCUGAGGUUUUCGAGGCUCGGUGGACGCGGAGAUGGGGAGGAGGAAUCUUGGUAUGAUGUGCCUAGGCGGAGGACGUUGGGGAGGGGGAGUCUGGCGGCGAGUAGCAUCUACAGUCAGGAUGUGGGAGGGGGUAGGGAGGAGAGAGUGAGCAGGACGAGUCGAGUUGUGCCGUUUAUGUUGGAUGUCAAAUCGCAGGGGGAGAUGUUGCCGGCGACGCGGUAUCAAGGGUGA